This is a messenger RNA of Aureobasidium musti, 243 nucleotides long. NCBI's taxonomy places the organism in Eukaryota, Fungi, Ascomycota, Dothideomycetes, Dothideales, Saccotheciaceae. The record is from the annotation of a GenBank genome assembly.
AUGGGCUUCAUGGACUCCAUCCGCGCCAAAGUAGAGCUAUACCGCUUGGAGCAGCGCUACGCCCGCAGAGACAAGCGCACCACAUUCACAACCGGCGCCCGCUACGUCGACGGUGAGUACAUCUUCAACGAGUCGCCUGGUAGUCCCACCGGCAGCACGGGAUCCUGGCAACACAGCACCACGUCCUCUAAGCGUGGGCCUGCCGUCAAGGUCAAGGAGUUGAUGGCAAAGACUGUGAGGUAG